This is a messenger RNA of Mesocestoides corti, 1587 nucleotides long. Lineage: Eukaryota; Metazoa; Platyhelminthes; Cestoda; Cyclophyllidea; Mesocestoididae. The record is from the annotation of a GenBank genome assembly.
GCCAAUACGGAGGGAUCAGAAUGUUGGUGGGCUUGUCAAGUCAUUGAGUCCUUUUUUGAGCUACAAUCUAUACUCUCCACCGACGAUAGCUUGGCUGAUUUAUGUGUUCGAGCUAUUUCGCUUUUUACCGAUCUCUGCAGAGAACGACGCGACGGAGUUGAAGCCAAGGCCCUCCGAAAGCUCUGCAGCUUAGCGAUUUUAGAAAGCCCCUUUAUUCACCCCGACUUCCUUUCUCAAACAGUCAAUUCCCUAAUGCUAAUGCUUGGCUCUGUGACAUCCAGCGUUGCCUGUGAAAUGGCCUAUUGUCUCGAAGUGUGUACAUUGAAGCUAAUCACCCAGCCUGGUUCCCAUCAGUUAAACUGCGCUAUUCAAGGAGUAUUGAAAACUUGCCUAGAACUCUGUUCUUCCAUCUUCCCAGAUGCUGAAUCCAAGACCCUACACGCCGAAGAACAUGGACCAGAAGAGAGCUGGACUGGAUUAGACGGUCGGCGGUGUGAGCACGCGAUUCACGCCCUAGCCAAUACCGUUGAAAUAGCCUUUUCAAGGCCUGUUCCCACGACUCCUAUCGAUUUAUUUGUAGAAAUCAUUGCAGUAUUUUCGAGUUCACUUAAAAUUUCCAACGUCAGCGGAGCUGAAAAGAUUCGAUGGAACGCGGCAUUGGCAUCGGGAAGGCUUUUGCGCAUUCAAAAUCUUAUUACUUUGUGUCUUCCUGAGACUCAGGGCUACGAGAUUGGCGAUCACGUUAUUGGCCCCCUGGUUACAUCUCUGUGCCGUGCAUUUGUCGGGGACUUUUACUUGAAGGUUCGAACUCAUGCGGCGUUGUCACUGCUCUUGCUCUUUAAAAACACCCUCGACGCCAGUUUGAAUGAAAGCGUGCUGCACCCCUCACAUCAGAUGCCCUCCACGUCAAACCAGAUUGUGACCUUGGUUUUCACUGAGCCAAUACUGAAGUCGAGUCUGUCGUUCCUCUCAACCGAUCCGAACCGCCUGCGUGAAAGUGGGUCCGGCGAGGCUUACCACUACGUGGUGGUUUGUUUUUUCACCGCUGUGCUUCUGCUGCUGCACUGUGCCAUUUUCUCGCUCCUGUCACUGCAGUCCAACGACGACAGCUUGGCAGGUGUGGCUCGAAGGAACUUGCAGGUGAUUUCCGCGGGUCUUGACAACGCGACGCUACGUGAAAACCUCGCCAGCGCAUUCCACUACGCCAAGGAGUCACCGUUGGCCGCGUUUUCAGUCACACGCGGGUCCAAAGCGAAGAUAUUCUCGACCAGUCGAAUCCACGGCUUAGCCCGGCUGGUGGAUCAACCCAUGAAGAUAUCAUUCUCCGAGAGGUACGCUCUAAUCGACAGGUUCGACUUCAACAAUUCCCUUUCGGCUCUCCUCCGAGCCCUCAAAUUGUUCGAGACUUUGGUGGCCGCGCACCAGUCUGAUGUUACCGCAGAACUUAGAAAUCUACCAGGUCUUCUCACAAACGGAGUACCGCUGGAGCAUGCGGUGAAGACCUACUCUGUUGACCUUGAAAUAUCCGCGGCACAGCAGCCCCCCAACGACCUCCUUCCGGGUAGUUUUAGGACAACUUACGACUAA